This is a messenger RNA of Loxodonta africana (African savanna elephant), 1018 nucleotides long. RefSeq names its product charged multivesicular body protein 4B (gene CHMP4B). The transcript has 5 exons. Gene Ontology annotation, cellular component: ESCRT III complex; multivesicular body; cytoplasmic side of plasma membrane. NCBI's taxonomy places the organism in Eukaryota, Metazoa, Chordata, Mammalia, Proboscidea, Elephantidae. The record is from RefSeq and is a predicted model, not a curated record. Gene Ontology annotation, biological process: vesicle budding from membrane; late endosome to vacuole transport via multivesicular body sorting pathway. The coding region runs from base 69 to 743 and encodes 224 amino acids.
GCGGGCGCCGGAGCCGAGCCGAGCCGAGCCGGAGCGGGCGGCGCAGGCCGGCGCGGCGAGUAGCAACCAUGUCGGUGUUCGGGAAGCUGUUCGGGACCGGAGGGGGUAAGGCCGGCAAGGGCGGCCCGACCCCCCAAGAGGCCAUCCAGCGGCUGCGGGACACGGAGGAGAUGCUCAGCAAGAAGCAGGAGUUCCUGGAGAAGAAGAUCGAGCAGGAGCUGACCGCAGCCAAGAAGCACGGCACCAAAAACAAGCGCGCUGCCCUCCAGGCACUCAAGCGCAAGAAGAGGUAUGAGAAGCAGCUGGCGCAGAUUGAUGGCACACUGUCAACCAUCGAGUUCCAGCGGGAGGCCCUGGAGAAUGCCAACACCAACACUGAGGUGCUCAAGAACAUGGGCUACGCUGCCAGGGCCAUGAAGGCUGCUCACGACAACAUGGACAUCGAUAAAGUCGAUGAGUUAAUGCAGGACAUUGCUGACCAGCAAGAACUUGCAGAGGAGAUCUCAACGGCUAUUUCAAAACCUGUAGGGUUUGGAGAAGAGUUUGAUGAGGACGAGCUCAUGGCGGAGUUAGAGGAACUGGAACAGGAGGAACUAGACAAGAAUUUGCUGGAAAUCAGUGGACCCGAAACAGUCCCUCUACCAAAUGUUCCUUCUAUAGCCCUACCGUCAAAACCAACCAAGAAGAAGGAAGAGGAAGACGACGACAUGAAGGAAUUGGAGAACUGGGCUGGAUCCAUGUAACUGGUCCAGCCCCGGGCUAGGCCCAGACAGACUCUGGUGGCCUGCAGCAGCGGGCAGGCGCAUGUGCGUGUGGGGCAGGCAGGACGUGGUGCAGACAGAUUGCCAUCGCUUUGAAUCUCACUCCAAAGCAGCAGGGCCACAUCACUGCUCACUCUGCAUAGCAUGGUCUGCACCCAGCGGGGCGGGCGGGGCGGGGGGGCGGGCGGCGGGGUGGGAGGUGCCUGCUGUUUAUAAUGUUGAAUUUCUGUAAAAUAAACUGUUAUUUGCAAAUCCAA